AUGGCAUCCCAAAUGUCAAUUGUGAAUAGUGCUCGUGCGGAAUGGCGGGCAAUUUCAAUUAGUUUAUUCAUUACAAUUGCUGCUUUCCAAUUUGGAUUUUGUCGCGCUGAUCUCAUGUCAGGUAUCCUUGUUAUGGACCCCUUUAUUAAGGCCUAUGGUCAUUACGACACCCAUGCCAAUGCAUAUGUUCUGAGCUCCAGAAUCCAGUCAAUCACCACUAGUAUCAUCAAUGUCGGGGAAUUUAUCGGCGCUGCCUCGUCUUUCGUGAUAGACGAUAGAAUUGGCCGCCGUGGCGGAAUGCUUUUUUCUAGUGUUUUUGUGGUGAUCGGUGUGAUAUUUCAGGUUUCUGCAAAUAAUUUAGGUCUACUGAUUGCCGGUCGACUGAUACUGGGUUAUGCUGUGGGAUUAAUUUCCUGUUUGGUUCCAUUAUACGUGGCAGACUGCUCGCCGGCUCAUUUCCGUGGAGCGUUGGUGUCUAUUUAUCAAUUCGAUGUGGGAUUGGGUCUACUUCUUGGAAUUAUUGUCGACAACGCCACGAAGGAUCGCAAGGACAAUGGUGCUUAUCGGACUCCGAUGACUGUCCAGCUUAUUUUUCCAAUAAUCCUUGUUCCUGGUCUGAUCUUAUUUGCUCCCGAGUCCCCUCGAUGGCUGUUAAGCAAGGGAAAGGUCGAAGAAGCCAGGAAUUCCCUUCAAAGACUUUAUGGCUAUCGUCCCGAUUAUAUUGAGCGCCAAAUACAAGAUAUCAUGCAACUCAUUAUCAAGGAUCGUGUGCCCAAAAGUUCCUGGAAAGACAUGUUCAAUUGGAACACUGAUGGGCGAAAAGCUUAUCUUGGAAUGGCCUUGCAAGGUAAGGAAGCGGUGAAGCUCAUCACAAUUCUCAAUCCUCUUUGGCUGAUCAGAUUCAAUAUAGCCUGGCAACAAGCUUCCGGUAUCAACUUUAUCACGAGCUAUGGUAUUUUGUUCUUUAACGCGAUCGGAAUAACUAACUCUUUCCUCAUUCAAAUGGGAUUAUACUUGGCUCCAAUGCCGGCGAUAUGGAUCAAUCAAUACUGUAUUGAACGUUUUGGUCGUCGCUCAAUGCUACUUCUAUCAGCCUUUGGAGUUGCAGUGGUGCUUUUGGUUGUUGGAAGUGCCGGGUAUGCAACAAAUAAGACCGUGACCCCGAUGGCGCUAGACAAAACGAUCGUUGGCAUGGUCUAUAUCUUCAUGAUAGUUUUUAACCUCGCUCUGGGGCCAGCUGUUUGGGUAGUCACAUCUGAAAUAUCCACUGGACCUAAUCGCAGCAAACUUAUGGCAAUGUCUAGUGGAACAAGCUGGGUGUGCAGUUGGCUCGUGACAUUUACCUUCCCUUAUCUCUUCAAUACCGAUGCGGCUGGUCUGCAAGCGAAAGUUGGCUUUAUAUAUGGGAGUCUCAUGGUUUUGGCUACUGUCUGGAUCUUUUUCUUCCUACCAGAAACUGCUGGUAGGACACUAGAGGAAAUUCACAUAAUGUUCCAGCAUGGUGUGGCGGCUCGAAAUUUCAAAAGUGAGUAUUGA
Messenger RNA from Penicillium angulare, 1536 nucleotides. Its product is annotated as sugar porter family MFS transporter. Gene Ontology annotation, molecular function: carbohydrate:proton symporter activity. Gene Ontology annotation, biological process: carbohydrate transport; transmembrane transport. NCBI's taxonomy places the organism in Eukaryota, Fungi, Ascomycota, Eurotiomycetes, Eurotiales, Aspergillaceae. The transcript has 3 exons. The record is from RefSeq and is a predicted model, not a curated record. Gene Ontology annotation, cellular component: membrane. The coding region runs from base 1 to 1536 and encodes 511 amino acids.